AGCCGUUCGCCAAGCCGGCGUUCAGUUCUUUCGGGCCUUGCGGAAAUCGCGGCCCAUGGCCGCCCUUGCGGGGGUCACAAGGCCGUGAUGGAUCGCCAUGGCCCUCCGGUGACUCGCGCCGCGAAAUGGACGAGCUCCAUGGGAUCCUUGUGGAGAUGGAGACUUCGAAGGCGACCUUGCAGCACCAGGAAUCCAUGAUGACCAUGGCGGAGGUGAGCAAGAAGGUGGCGCGUUUGUCCGGGCUCCUGGGGUGCUCACGGUUCUCCGACUCCGCUUUGGUGGGGCUUUGCGUGGACCGAAACUUUGCUCUGGUGGUGGGCCUGCUGGGAAUCUUGCGUGCCGGCUGCGCCUUCUUGCCGCUGGAUCCGGGGCAUCCGGUGAAACGCCUGCAGUUCAUCUUGGAGGACUCCGGGGCGCCGGCGGUGAUCUCCCAGCCCAACAUCGGCCAGGUCUUCGGGUCCAGAGAGGUGCUGCUGGUGGACGACUGGGGCGAGCUCUUGCAAUUGGAAGCGCCGGUGGCUUUUUCUAUGGUCAGGUCGGAGAGGGCGUACGUCAUCUACACCAGCGGAAGCACCGGGCGCCCGAAAGGCGUCUCAGUCUCGAGGCGGAAUCUGCACAACGCUCUAUGCUCCUUCCGGGGAAUUUUGGGCGACCUAAGUGACAAGCGCUGGGUGGCCCACACCACGCUCUGCUUCGAUAUCUCCUUGCUGGAGCUGUUGCUUCCUUUGUGGGCUGGCUGCACGCUGGACAUUGCGGAUGCCUCAGCGGCACAGGACGGCCUGAAGGCGCGCCUCGAGCCGGGAGGCGUGCUGCAGGCCACGCCCAGCGCCUUCGCGCUGCUGCGCGCGGGCGGCUGGGCGCCUUCGGGGCUGCUGCUCUGCGGCGGGGAGCCCUUCCCGCCGUGGCUGGCGAAAAGCUGCGGUGCGGCGGAGGUCUUCAACGUCUAUGGCCCCACGGAAGCCACCAUUUGGUGCAGCAGCCAUCGGGUGAGAGAGGAGAGGCAGGUGCCCAUCGGCAAGCCCAUCCGAAACACCUCCUUGUGGAUCGACGGGGAUGGGACUGGCAAGGAUGGUGUGGAGGGGGAGCUGAUCAUCGGUGGGGCAGGUGUGGCAUUGGGAUACUGGAACAGGCCCGAGCUCACCUCCGCCCGCUUCUUUGAGUCGUCCGGACACAGAUGCUUCAGGUCGGGUGACCGGGUUGUGCGGAAGGGAGGGGAGCUCUUUUGCCUCGGCCGGCUGGAUGAGCAAGUCAAGCUCAACGGCUUCCGCAUUGAGCUAGGGGAGAUCGAGGCCUUGCUUGGCUCCGAGGGAAUGCAGGCGGCGGUCCAGGUGAGGCGCAACCUCAAGGACAUCCCUGUGCUGGUGGCCUACAUUGUGUCGGAGACCUUGGAGACCUCUACGUUGCAGGAGGUGAGAGGCCUCUUGGGCCAGCACCUGCCGGAGUACAUGCUGCCGCAGCACGUGGUGCGACUGCAGCGCUUGCCAGUCAACCCCAACGGCAAGCUGGACCGAAAGCAGCUGCCAGACCCGUGGCAAAGCUCGGAGGAGAGUCACUCUUUGCGCGAUGAUCAGCCGGCAGACCAACCGGCUUCGGGCGGACAGGUACACUGGUCGGAGGCAUCUCUGCGAGAGAUGGUGCUGCACGCUGUCGCGGAGGUCACUGGCCGAGAGCUUGACUGCGAGCACACCGGCGAGUGGCGGCAGUUGGGCCUCAACUCCUCCAUGGCAGCCCCGUUCGCUGCGAUCUUGGAGCGGCGCUUGUCGUUCCGUGCAGGCUUCACCCUGAACGCCUCGCUGAUGUUUCAACAUCCCACGGUGCCGCGACUCGUGGCCGCCCUCGCGGCAUUCGUCGCGACCAGCGACGACUCGCCGGCGCCAGAGGCGGCGCCGGAGACGGCGGUGGUGCGGCAUGUGGUGUCCCUGGGCACAUUGUGCAUGACGGCGCAGGCCAUGGAGGCGCUGGGCUGGCGGCGCUGGCCGGGGCCCUUCGACUGGGUCUUCAGCUCCCCGGAGAUGGUGGCCCACUGCCUGGCCGAGGACUUCGCGAGCUUUUUGGAGCCCAAGCACUUCUUGGCCACGGCCUGCAAGAAGGCUGGACACGCUAUAUAUUCAAAGAUGCUGGGACGAGAUGUCAUCUUCAACCACCACAACCCGAUGAUACCGCAGGAGUACGAGUUUUUGUCCAGGUGCGUGGAGUCCCUCCGCGGACUCUUGCGGCCUUUCAAUGGGGAGCAGUCGCCACAGGAUACCGUGCUCUUCCUUUUGUUCAAUCUGGAACGCAGAGCCCCGCUCAACACGGGCAUCCUGGAGCUUUUCGACGUGCUUCGCCAGGCCUGCCAUUGGAGCUACCAACUUGUUGUUGUGAAGGUGUACACCAAGUCCAUGGACACGCCCGACCACCGUUUGCUGCAAACUCGCUGCUGCACACAAGGACAACUGAAGCAGGAGCUGUUUGUAUAUGAGCUGCAUGCUCAGGGUUCCCACGAUGGAUGGCGAUUCAGUGACGAGGCAGACACUCAGGCGUUGGAAUCUCUAUUGCUCGCUGGCCCGCGGCAUAUGCGACUGGUCUCCAGCCCGCCUUCUGGGAGGUUAUUUGCUUGCAAGACUCCUUCCUGCCCUUACCUCAGCACCUGGCUCUCGACACACUGCUGCUUCACCUGCGCCAAGACCAAGGGCUCCAAGCACGGCGACAAGUGUGAGCUACUUUUGGACACCAAACGCCGCUCCCCGCCCUCCGCGCCUUCCUUGCCAGCCCAAAAAGCCGCGGGCGCAGUGAGCCGCGCGCAGCGGUUCCAGGCGCUGCUCUCCGCGCCGAGAGGCGCUCUGGUGCUGCAGGCCUCGGCGCUGCGGAAGCUACGCGGCGUGCUGGAGGGCCCGGCAGAUCCAUCCGUGGAUUGCGGCGCGUGGCAGUCCCUGGGGCGCCCGGUCUUCGCAGAUGGGUGCAAAGCCAUUUGGUGCCCCAAACCCGGAGAUCUGCCGGCGGCCCUGCGGCUGCUGGAGUCGACGGCUUGGGCCUUCCUUCUGGUGGCCCGGUCUGCGCUGAGCGGCGGCGCGGGCGAAGCGGGCGAAGCGGGCGACGCGCCAGCAGCGCCGGCGGGGCUGGCCGUGGCCUUCCGGUUCAAGACGAACAUGGACUUGCUGGCAGUUGAGCACCCCGACUCCGGCAUUCUGGAAAAGCUGCCCAGGACCAGCGAGGAGUACCUUUUGCUCCGAAGGGCGUGA
Molecule: messenger RNA, 3221 nt
Organism: Effrenium voratum
Lineage: Eukaryota; Dinophyceae; Suessiales; Symbiodiniaceae
Source: the annotation of a GenBank genome assembly